This is a messenger RNA of Dama dama (fallow deer), 3293 nucleotides long. RefSeq names its product shroom family member 1 (gene SHROOM1). Lineage: Eukaryota; Metazoa; Chordata; Mammalia; Artiodactyla; Cervidae. The record is from RefSeq and is a predicted model, not a curated record. Bases 416 to 2950 code for a protein of 844 amino acids. Gene Ontology annotation, molecular function: actin filament binding. The transcript is spliced from 9 exons. Gene Ontology annotation, cellular component: apical plasma membrane; adherens junction; apical junction complex. Gene Ontology annotation, biological process: actin filament bundle assembly; cell morphogenesis.
CAGGCAGUGCGGCCGCUCCGCGCUCCCGCCCCCGGGAGUCGGAUUUGGCGCCUCCCCCACGGCGGCUGGAGCCCGGAGGUGGGGUCGGGAGCCAGAGCCCGGGGCUCUGAUGUCACCGCGCGGCCGCAGUCCAGGAGCGCGUCUCGGUUGGAGCUCAGGACCGCGUGGUCCCCUGCGCGAGUUUUGAGCCCUCCUUCCCCGACGGUGAACCCCAAAGGAAAGACCGAGAAAUGCGCCGGUCGGGGGCCAUCCACUCUGCCAGUGUCCGCGAGGCGUCGCUCUCCUGCCGCACCGCCUGACUGUCGCCCUCUGUGGCCACCAGACCUGUGCAUCUUGCCUCCCUGACGCACCUCAACUCAGCUUGAAGCCCCAGGCCUCACAGAGCUGGCCUGCCUCCGCCCUCGUCCGAGCAGCCAUGGAGGCCCUGGGUCCCGGAGGUGACCGCACCUCCCCGGCCUCAUCCACUCGCAGCUUGGACUCGCGGCGGUUGUCUGCGCCCACCGACUCAGCCUACAGCUCUCUCUCUGCCGCCUCAGGCGGUCCUGAGCCUCCAGAGCCGCGCACGCCGUUGCCUUCGCCGGGGACCCAGCAACUUCCCUACCUGGACUGGGACUACGUGCGCGUGGUGUGGGGCGGCCCGGCCUCCGCCGCCGGGCUUCGCACUUCCCCACAGCCCCGGCCCGCGGCCGCCGCACGCAGUGGGCCACGUCGCCCCGAAAAGGGGACCCCGGGACCGCUCAGCCGCCAGACCACCCCUCUGCUGUACGCGCUGGCGGCCGAGGCUGAGGCCUCGGCGCGGGCCGCCGAGCCGCCCAGCCCGCCCGCCUCGCGGGCCGCCUACCGCCAGCGGCUGCAGGGCGCGCAGCGGCGAGUGCUCCGGGAGACGUCCUUCCAGCGCAAGGAGCUCCGCAUGAGCCUGCCCUCACGCCUGCGGCCCGCGCCCCCCGCGCGGCCCUCGGCCGAGCACCCGCGCUCCGCCUCGCUCAGCCACCCCGGCGGGGAAGUAGAGCCGGCGAGCUCGGGGGCUCCCACCCAGCAGCGGAAGUGGUGCUUCUCAGAGCCAGGGAAACUGGAUAGCCUGGGUAGGGGUGCUGGGUUGGCGAGGCAAUGCUCGGGAGAGGUCUGCUCCAGCUCUGGCUUCAUUAGGCCGGAGCCUUGGGAAUGGCAGCAGAGGACGCUGGCUGAGUUCGAAGGUCACCAGAUCAGAUGGCUGCCUGCGACUCAGCCCCCAAGCAUAGAGGACCCGAAACCCCGGCCCUUGAAGCUUGGCAAUGCCUACAGGCCUGCCGCCAGUCGGAGUCGGAGCGCUUCCGGGGAAGUCUUGGCCCCCUGGGGAAGUCCAGAAGGUGUCAUGCCCAUUGCCCAGGCUGUUCCCCAAGGAGCAGAAACCCCCAGACCACCGUUGCAGACCAAACUUAACAGGUUCCUGAAUCAGAAGGAAGCUACAGAAGUGUGUCCUGCAGAGGGCCCCCAGAGCGGUCCCUCUGACUGUGAGCAGAGGGGCUCAGAGAACUGCAUUGUGUCUGCUCGGCUCCCAUCCCUUCCUGAUGAUGAAGUUUUCCUGGAAGAAGCCCCCCUGGUCAGAGCAAGAUCACCUGCAGACUCCCAGACUCCCCUGGGGCUCCCAACCUGUGUCCAUGUCUCUGACCAGGAGUACGGCGCUGGCUUGAGUCAAAGGACUGACCAAGCUAUAAUCCCCCCAGAGCAGCCCCUCCAUGAGGACCCAGAAACUGCAGGGGUGGAUGAGUGUUGGCAGGGGUUAAACGGUUCUGUGAAUGUUUCCGGGCCUACAUGCUGUAGCCCCCCUGAGACUGCAAAUGGUGACAUCCUUACAUUUGACCCCACUGGACUGCUGACGACUGUUCCCCCCACAGCUGCAGAGACUGACCUCAAACCUUUCCCAGGUGAUACCCUGGGACCUCCAGACAAUGAUACCCCAGGGCCCCCUGACCACAGUGCCCUAGCUUGGGGCCCUGGGGAGCCUGGUCCCAGGUCAACAUGGCCCAGUCCACGCCUCGAGGAGCUGGUUCAGGAGCUGGCCAGAUUGGAUCCCUCUCAGAGUGACACUUUCCCCUCCUAUCCCAGCCCAGAGCCAUCCCUGGGUCUGCUAGAUGGACUGAUUCCGUUAGCUGAGGUCUGGGCUGCAAUGAGACAGGGCUGUAGGGAAGCUGGAGAGGAGGCUGCUGGUAAUUCUGAGCCAGGGUCCUAUCUACUUAACUCCACCCAGCACCUGCCAACUUCUCAGGAGGAGACAAGGCCUGAAAACCUUACCACCCACGUUGUGCCUGACCAACCAUGUGACCAGGGUACUUCAAAGCCAAAUAACAGCAUCCAAGCCAAGAAAGCAGAGCUGGCGGACCUCCUCCAAAAGAUGCUAAGGGACCUUCAGGCCGAGCAGAAGCAGCUGCAGGGAGCGGCCCAGGCUUGGGCCAGGCGCGGAGCUGCUCUGGAGGCCGCCGUUGGCCAGGCCUGUGCACCCCACGAGCUGGAGCGGUUCAGCCGGUUCAUGGCUGACCUAGAGCGCGUGCUUGGCCUCCUGCUGUUGCUGGGCAGUCGCCUGGCCCGCGUGCACAGCGCCCUGGCCCGGGCGGGUGCCGACAGCGACCCUGAAGAGCAGGCCUCUCUGCUGCAGCGACUGGGGCUCCUGCAGCGGCAGGAGGAAGAUGCUAGGGAGCUGAAGCAGCACGUGGCGCGGCGGGAGCGGGCCCUCCGCGAGCUGCUGGCGCGCGCACUGCCGGCAGAGGAGCUGAGCGCCUACCGCACCCUGUUGGCCGGCAAGGCCGCCGUCCUGGCCCAGCAGCGCAGCUUGGACGAGCGGGUCCGCCUUAUUCAGGACCAACUGGACGCAGUCAGGAACGACCUUGGCCGUCAUCCCUCGCCUCCCAGGCCGGCCUUCCCCUCAGGGACCCAUCCUCCGGAUAAACCGCCCUUCCCCCCUCCCCUCAUCUAGUUACAGGUGGUGAGGGUGGGGAGCAUUGCCCUUGCUUCUCACCCACAUGAUUCCGGAUCACGCUGGUUUAUUCGGUGCUUUUCCCGUGGGGUGGGGAAGACCCAGGCCUGGCUUUGCCGGGGUACUUCUUCCAAGUGUUCUCAUGUGGUCUUUCCCAAGUCUUGUGGAUUAUCUGGUAGUUAACUGAGAAAUUUAAAAUCUGCAGUAUUCUCUCCUUCUGUGAUGAGAAAGAGUUUCAGUAAGGGUUGGUUGGAGGGAGAUGAGACAAGUCAGAGAAGCACUUCAACUUAAGAUUCAAAAUGGCCAUUUCUUUUCCCUCUCAAUAAAAAAAUUGAUGAAGUAA